AUGAAGACAGCAAGUGUCUUUCUGCUCAGUGUGUUGGUUCUGUUCAGUUUAUCUGGUAACACCAAAAUUAACUGUCUGGAAAGAGAGGCAAAAUGCAUCAAUGCUAUCAGUGGAUGCCCCAGGAUCUAUGACCCUGUAUGUGGGACAGAUGGAGUCACAUAUGGCAAUGAAUGCUUGCUAUGUAGUGAAAAUUUGAAGCGUCAGACUUCCAUCAAAAUAAAAAAAUCCGGGCCUUGUUAG
Messenger RNA from Elephantulus edwardii (Cape elephant shrew), 240 nucleotides. It is a transcript of the gene SPINK1, whose product is annotated as serine peptidase inhibitor, Kazal type 1. The record is from RefSeq and is a predicted model, not a curated record. Gene Ontology annotation, molecular function: protein binding; serine-type endopeptidase inhibitor activity. The transcript is spliced from 4 exons. Lineage: Eukaryota; Metazoa; Chordata; Mammalia; Macroscelidea; Macroscelididae. Bases 1 to 240 code for a protein of 79 amino acids.